Rhipicephalus sanguineus (brown dog tick) is the source of this 1017-nucleotide messenger RNA. RefSeq lists its product as uncharacterized. Gene Ontology annotation, molecular function: aspartic-type endopeptidase activity; nucleic acid binding; zinc ion binding. Bases 1 to 1017 code for a protein of 338 amino acids. Lineage: Eukaryota; Metazoa; Arthropoda; Arachnida; Ixodida; Ixodidae. The record is from RefSeq and is a predicted model, not a curated record. Gene Ontology annotation, biological process: proteolysis. The transcript has a single exon.
AUGAACGCCAGGCCACCCGAGUACGACGACACGACCAGUAGCUGGAGCACUUACCAUGUCCGUUUGGAGGCCUUUUUUGAGGACCAUGUCAUCACAGAUCCAGGAAAAUGGCGUGCGCUUCUGGUAUCGGCACUAAGUGACAGCGUUGUUCGCGUGCUUCAGGGGCAGUGCCAGUCAGAAUCGGUGAACAGCCUUAGCUAUGACGCCGUCGUACAGCUGCUGGACAACCACUUCGAUCCCCAAGCUAACGAGAUUGCAGCGAGCUACGCUUUUUUCAUGCGGAAUCAAGCAGAAGGCGAAAAGGUACGGGACUAUAUCACUGACCAGAGACGUCUCGCAAAGGAUUGCAAUUUGGAGAAGUUUUUGGACCGCAUGUUGCGGGAUCAGAUUGUCUGCGGAAUCCGUGACGAACAAGCUCGACGACACAUGUUGUCGCAAAGGAAGUUGAAUUUGGCUGAGGCAGAGGCUUUUGCUCUAGCUGCAGAAACGGCGGAAACAAAUGUGCGGGCUAUGCAAGAGAGGAGCUUCAACGACAAUGUUGUCGACAAUUUUGUACAGAGGCACAGGAUGAAUCCGCAGAAAUCCGGACAAGGCUAUGCAUCCAUGACCGAGUCUACUCAAUGCUGGAGAUGGGGCUCGAACCAUGCUUCGGAAAUGUGCAGGCACAGGAAAGCGACGUGCCACAAGUGCGGCAGGAAGGGACACUUGGCGAGAAAGUGCUCCAGCGGUCGCGGUAACCCCUCGGGAACUUGCGCUGUGAAGGAGCUAGACGGCGGUGAAGAAGAAAUACUCUACGCUUUGGUGGCUCACAGCUACAGUAGCAACGAAUUCGUUCGGCCAUUCGAAAGGGAUCUCAUCUGGAAGGGUCGGAAACUACGCAUGCUGGUAGAUACGGGAUCCACUAUCAGCGUAAUUCCAAAGAAGGCCGACGCUGGAGGCGACUUCACUGCGCCUCACGUGCUUCCUGGGGCCGCUGCCGGUCCUUGGCCGAGUGACUAUGAAAGUCAAAUGCGGUAA